This is a messenger RNA of Peronospora matthiolae, 603 nucleotides long. Lineage: Eukaryota; Oomycota; Peronosporomycetes; Peronosporales; Peronosporaceae. The record is from the annotation of a GenBank genome assembly.
AUGUGGGUAUUUGGCUACGGAUCGAUCGUCUGGAAGACCGACUUCCCGGCAGAGGACACGCUGUUCGGCUACGUCGAAGGCUGGCACCGCCGCUUCUGGCAAGGCAGCCCCGACCACCGCGGCUCGCCCGACGCCAAAGGCCGCGUCGUCACACUCAUUAGCUGCGAGCAAAUGAAGAAGUUUGAUGACGAGUACGCGCACUUGGCAGGCGACCACAUCACGUGGGGUCGCCUCUACAAAGUGCCGGUCGAGGAGGUUCAGGACACGCUGACCAAGCUCGACAACCGCGAGCAGGCCGGCUAUGACCGCCAAAUGGUCGACGUCCACUGCGUCGACGGCGUCGUUCGCAAGGCGCUCGUCUACAUUGCUACGCCUAGUAACGUCGACUUCCUCGGUCCGUCGUCCGUGAACGCGAUGGCAAAGGAGAUUGCUACUCGACGAGGCUUUAGCGGGCCCAACUUCGAGUACCUCUUCAAGCUCUGCGACUGCAUGCGAGCUCUGCAGGUCUGCGAUCCGCAUCUCUUUGCGCUGGAGAAGGCCACGCGGGAGUACACGACGGCCAUUCACUGGAGCUCGAGUCGGGCGGAGUGUGGCGUCCAGUGA